Molecule: messenger RNA, 942 nt
Organism: Felis catus (domestic cat)
Lineage: Eukaryota; Metazoa; Chordata; Mammalia; Carnivora; Felidae
Product: olfactory receptor 5H2-like
Exons: 1
Coding region: 1-942 (313 amino acids)
Biological process (GO): G protein-coupled receptor signaling pathway; sensory perception of smell
Cellular component (GO): membrane
Molecular function (GO): G protein-coupled receptor activity; odorant binding; olfactory receptor activity
Source: RefSeq, a predicted model, not a curated record
AUGGGAACUAAAAAUACAACAGAGCUAAAAGAGUUUGUUCUCAUGGGACUUACAUAUCAACCAGAGUGGCAAAUUCCUUUGUUCCUGGUAUUCCUAGUUAUAUAUCUCAUCACCAUUGUGGCAAACCUUGGUCUGAUUUCUCUCAUAUGCAAUGAGCCUCAGCUUCACAUCCCCAUGUACUUUUUCCUUGGGAAUCUGGCAUUUGUGGAUGUUUGGAUAUCAUCCAUGGUGACCCCCAAGAUGUUGGUCAACUUCUUUGCCAAGGGCAAGAUGAUCUCUCUCUCUGAAUGCAUGAUACAAUUUUUUUCCUUUGUAAUGAGUGCCACCACAGAAUGUUUUCUGCUGGCAACAAUGGCAUAUGAUCGAUAUGUGGCCAUCUGCAAGCCUUUACUUUAUCCAGUAAUUAUGACCAGUAGACUAUCCAUGCAGCUAUUAGUUUCAUCAUUUGUAGGUGGACUUCUUCAUGCCAUAAUUCAUACAGGCUUUUUAUUCAGAUUAACGUUCUGUAAUUCUAACAUAAUACAUCACUUUUACUGUGACAUCAUGCCAUUAUUUAAAAUUUCUUGUACUGAUCCUUCUAUUAAUGUUCUGAUAGUAUUUAUUUUUUCUGGAUCAAUUCAGAUGUUCACCAUUCUGACUGUUCUUGUCUCUUACACAUCAGUUCUCUUUACAAUCUUAAAAAAGAAGUCUCUACAAGACAUAAGGAAAGCCUUCUCCACCUGUGGAACCCAUCUCUUAUCUGUCUCUUUGUACUAUGGUCCUCUUCUCUUCAUGUAUGUGCGCCCUGUAUCUGCACAAGCAGAUGAUCAAGAUAUGAUGGACUCUCUAUUUUACACUGUCAUAAUUCCUGUGUUAAAUCCAAUUAUCUAUAGCUUGAGAAAUAAGAAAGUCAUAGAUUCACUGAGAAAAAUGUUAAAGAGGAAAGCUUUGAUCUCAUACUAA